AUGGCACCAGUGAAGAAGGGUAUCAUUGAACGUCUGAACUCGGGCGAUGUGGUGAUCGGCGAUGGGGGAUUUGUGAUGGCCUUAGAGAAGCGAGGUUAUGUCAAGGCCGGGCCGUGGACUCCCGAGGCGGCUGUUACCCAUCCGGAGGCCGUCAGGCAACUCCACAGGGAGUUCCUGAGAGCAGGAUCCAAUGUUAUGCAGACCUUCACCUUCUACUCCAGUGACGACAAACUGGAGAACCGGGGUCAGAACCUACAGUUGUCGGGGGCCCAAAUCAACGAGGCCGCGUGCGAUCUGGCUCGUGAGGUGGCCGGCGAAGGUGACGCCUUGGUGGCGGGAGGCGUGUCUCAAACGCCGGCCUACAUGAGCUGUGAGAGUGAGGCCCACGUGAAGACCAUAUUCAAGAAACAACUGGAAGUUUUCACCAAGAAAAACGUGGACUUCUUGAUUGUUGAGUACUUUGAACAUGUCGAAGAGGCCGUGUGGGCGGUGGAGGUGCUGAAAACCAGCGGAAAGCCGGUGGCUGCCACACUGUGCAUGGGACCUGAGGGCGACAUGAACGGAGUCUCACCCGGGGAGUGCGCUGUCAGGCUGGUCAAGGCCGGUGCCCAGAUUGUGGGUGUCAACUGCCACUUUGACCCAAUGACCUGUGUGAAGGCUGUCAAACUGAUGAAGGAGGGCGUAGAGAAGGCUGGACUAAAGGCCCACUACAUGGUGCAGCCACUGGCCUACCACACCCCCGACUGCAACCACAAGGGCUUCAUUGACCUGCCUGAAUUCCCAUUUGCUAUGGAGCCCAGGGCCCUGACCCGCUGGGACGUGCACAGGUAUGCCAGGGAGGCCUACGAUGCCGGGAUCCGCUUUAUCGGUGGCUGCUGCGGAUUUGAGCCAUACCACAUAAGGGCCGUGGCAGAGGAACUGGCACAAGAGAGAGGGAUGUUGCCCCCCGCUUCGGAGAAACACGGCAUGUGGGGCGCCGCUCUAGAGAUGCAUACAAAACCCUGGGUCAGAGCCAGGGCUCACCCUGACUACUGGAAAAAUCUCUUACCUGCAACUGGUCGCCCCAAAUGUCCAUCCAUGUCUACUCCAGACUGCUGGGGGAUGUCGAGAGGUCACGCUGAGCUCAUGCAGCACAAGGAGGCAACCAGCACCCAGGAAAUGAAACGUGUGUUGGAACUGCGAGACCAAGUGGGGAAAACAAAGUGA
Molecule: messenger RNA, 1206 nt
Organism: Nerophis lumbriciformis (worm pipefish)
Lineage: Eukaryota; Metazoa; Chordata; Actinopteri; Syngnathiformes; Syngnathidae
Source: RefSeq, a predicted model, not a curated record